UUUUCAGCAAUGAUAUUUGAGACUAUUACAAAUCAAGAUCUGCCUGUGAUCAAGUGUGUUUUAAUCCAUCAUAAGAGCAAUGAUUCAUCAGUGGGGAUACCUUCAUCAUAUCCCACGGCAUCAGAAUCCCCGGAAGACCUUGGCUGUGCCUUGAGGCCUGAGAGUGCAGAGGCAGUCUACGAGGCGGCCAGGGUCGAAGUAGAUGUAUCUGCAUCCAUCACACUGCAAGUGCUACUCACAACCCCGGGGAACAUUUCCUGUCUCUGGGUCUUUAAACACAGCUCCCUGAAUUGCCAGCCACACUUUGAUUUACAAAACAGAGGAGUUGUUUCCAUGUUCAUUUUGAAAAUGACAGAAACCCAAGCUGGAGAAUACCUGCUUUUUAUUCAGAGUGAAGCGACCAAUUACACGAUAUUGUUCACAGUGAGUAUAAGAAAUACACUGCUUUACACAUUAAGGAGACCAUACUUUAGAAAAAUGGAAAAUGAGGACGCCCUGGUCUGCAUAUCUGAGAGCAUUCCAGAACCAACUGUGGAAUGGGUGUUUCGUGAUUCGCAGAGUGAAAGCUAUAAAGGAGAAAGUCCACCCAUUGUUACAAAGGAGCAAAGUGUACUUUAUGAGUUAUUUGGAACAGACAUAAGGUGCUGUGCAAGAAAUGAGCUGGGCAGGGAAUGUACCAAGCUGUUCACUAUAGAUCUAAACCAGACUCCUCGGAACACACUGCCACAAUUAUUUCUUAAAGUGGGGGAACCCUUGUGGCUCAGGUGCAAAGCUGUUCAUGUAAACCAUGGAUUUGGGCUCACCUGGGAGUUAGAAAAUCAAGCACUGGAGGAGGGCAACUACUUUGAGAUGAGUACCUAUUCCACAAACAGAACUAUGAUACGGAUUCUGUUUGCUUUUGUAUCAUCAGUAGGAAGAAACGACACUGGAUAUUACACUUGUUCCUCUUCCAAGCAUCCCAGUCAGUCAGCUUUGGUUACCAUCGUAGAAAAGGGAUUUAUACACGCUUCCAAAACAAAUGAAGAGUAUGAAAUUGACCAGUAUGAAGAGUUCUGUUUUUCUGUCAGGUUUAAAGCAUACCCACAAAUCAGAUGUACGUGGACCUUCUCUAGAAAAUCAUUUCCUUGUGAACAAAGUGGCCUUGAUGAUGGGUACAGCAUAUCUAAGUUUUGCAACCACAAACACCAGCCAGGAGAAUACACCUUCCAUGCAGAAAAUGACGAUGCCCAGUUCACAAAAAUGUUCACGCUAAAUAUAAGAAGGAAACCUCAAGUGCUGGCCAACGCAAAUGCAAGUCAGGCCUCUUGUUCCUCAGAUGGAUAUCCAUUACCAUCUUGGACCUGGAAGAAGUGUUCAGACAAGUCUCCCAACUGCACAGAAGAAAUCACGGAAGGAAUUUGGAAUAGAAAGGCUAACAGAAAAGUAUUUGGACAGUGGAUAUCGAGCAGUACACUGAACAUGAGUGAGGCCAUCAAAGGGUCCCUGGUGAAGUGCUGUGCGUACAAUUCCCUGGGCACAUCUUGUGAAACAAUCCAUUUAGGCUCACCAGGACCCUUCCCUUUCUUCCAGGACAACAUCUCAUUCUAUGCCACCAUUGGGCUCUGUGUCCCCUUCAUUGCCGUUUUAACCAUGCUCAUUUGUCACAAGUACAAAAAGCAAUAUAGGUAUGAAAGCCAACUGCAGAUGGUACAGGUGACUGGUUCUUUGGAUAAUGAGUACUUCUACAUUGAUUUCAGAGAAUAUGAAUAUGAUCUCAAAUGGGAGUUUCCAAGAGAAAAUUUAGAAUUUGGGAAGGUGCUAGGAUCAGGUGCUUUUGGAAAAGUGAUGAACGCAACAGCUUAUGGAAUUAGUAAAACAGAAGUCUCCAUCCAGGUUGCUGUCAAAAUGCUUAAAGAGAAAGCAGACAGCUCUGAAAGAGAAGCUCUCAUGUCUGAACUCAAAAUGAUGACUCAGCUGGGGAACCACGAAAAUAUUGUGAAUCUGCUGGGGGCGUGCACACAGUCAGGGCCAGUUUACUUGAUUUUUGAAUAUUGUUGCUAUGGUGAUCUUCUCAACUAUCUAAGAAGUAAAAGAGAAAAAUUUCACAGAACAUGGACGGAGAUUUUCAAGGAACACAAUUUCAGUUUUUACCCCACUUUCCAGUCACAUCCAAAUUCCAGUAUGCCUGGUUCACAAGAAGUUCACAUACACCAGGACACAGACCAUAUCUCAGGGUUCAAUGGGAAUUCCUUUCAACCCAAAGGCCUUCCCCUGAACCACGAUGGCACUGUCUCCUGUUUUUGUCCUUUUCCGGUCUCUUGUGUCCACAGAGACCUGGCAGCCAGGAAUGUGCUGGUGACCCGUGGGAAAGUGGUGAAGAUAUGCGAUUUUGGAUUGGCUCGAGAUAUUAUGAGUGAUUCCAACUACGUUAUCAGGGGCAACGCCCGCCUGCCUGUGAAGUGGAUGGCGCCUGAAAGCUUGUUUGAAGGGAUCUACACAAUUAAGAGUGAUGUCUGGUCAUACGGAAUAUUACUCUGGGAGAUAUUCUCGCUUGGUGUCAACCCUUACCCUGGCAUUCCAGUUGAUGCAAACUUCUAUAAACUCAUUCAGAGUGGAUUUAAAAUGGACCAGCCAUUUUAUGCUACAGAAGAAAUAUACUUUAUAAUGCAAUCCUGCUGGGCUUUCGACUCCAGGAAACGGCCAUCCUUCUCUAAUCUGACUUCAUGUUUGGGAUGUCAGCUGGCAGACGCGGAGGAAGCGAUGUAUCAGAACAUGGAUGACCAUGUUUCUAAACAUCCUUCCGGCUACCAAAACAGGCAACCUUACAGCAGAGAGACGGGCGCAGGGCUGCCCUCUCCACAGGAUCACGCUGAAGACUCGUAGAGAAACAAUUUAGUCUUAAGAACUCCUAUCCCCCUCACCUUCAACUGGUUAUCGAUUACCAAAACAAGAUUAACUUCAUCACUAAAAGAAAAUGUGUUCUCAGCUGCUGCUUUGCUGGACUUUUCUCUAGAAGCUCUCUAUAUCUGCUGUUGUUUUCAAAGGAACUUUUGUAAAAUUGAAUUUGCACAAGGGAGGAAGAGCUGAAAAUUAACUUCAUUGGAGCAUCUACCUACGUCCAAAGGCCUUCUCAGGCUGGCUUGAGUGAAAGUUGUGUACCUAAGUAUAGUAUAUUCUUGUAAAUACAUAAAACAAAAAAAUUUUGCUGAGGAGAAGCUGAUAUCAUUUUUUAAAUCUAUGUUUUAAGAUAAUAUGUAACUUUUUCAGCUAUUUAGUGAUAUAUUUUAUGA
Messenger RNA from Myotis brandtii (Brandt's bat), 3269 nucleotides. RefSeq names its product fms-related tyrosine kinase 3 (gene FLT3). Bases 10 to 2862 code for a protein of 950 amino acids. The record is from RefSeq and is a predicted model, not a curated record. Gene Ontology annotation, molecular function: ATP binding; transmembrane receptor protein tyrosine kinase activity. Gene Ontology annotation, biological process: cytokine-mediated signaling pathway; B cell differentiation; cell surface receptor protein tyrosine kinase signaling pathway. Gene Ontology annotation, cellular component: signaling receptor complex. Lineage: Eukaryota; Metazoa; Chordata; Mammalia; Chiroptera; Vespertilionidae. The transcript has 23 exons.